Darwinula stevensoni is the source of this 3344-nucleotide messenger RNA. The record is from the annotation of a GenBank genome assembly. NCBI's taxonomy places the organism in Eukaryota, Metazoa, Arthropoda, Ostracoda, Podocopida, Darwinulidae.
GGAUGGUACUCGAUAUGAUUCUGCGUGAUAUUGAGCGGGUGCUAUAUUUUGAAGCCUAUGUAGUGAUUGAUCCGGGCAUGGUGUCCAAUCUCAAGCGCGGUCAGAUUAUGUCUGAGGAAGAGUAUUAUGCCCGUUGUGAAGAGUUUGGAGAAGAUGAGUUCAAGGCUUUAAUGGGUGCAGAAGGCAUUCAAGAACUUUUACGGACCAUCGAUUUACCUCGUGAAAUUGAAACGUUGUCUGCUGAACUCAAAGCGACGAGCUCUGAAACAAAAAUUAAAAAGGUGGCAAAACGUUUAAAAGUUUUAGAGGCUUUCCAGCGUUCUGGCGCGAAGCUCGAAUGGAUGAUUUUAGAAGUGUUGCCCGUGUUGCCGCCUGAGUUGCGCCCUUUAGUGCAUUUGGAUGGUGGUCGUUUUGCGACCUCUGACUUAAAUGAUUUAUAUCGCCGUGUCGUUAACCGUAAUAAUCGUCUGCGCCGCUUGUUAGAAUUACGUGCACCUGAAAUUAUUGUCCGCAACGAAAAACGGAUGUUACAAGAAGCGGUGGACUCAUUGUUAGAUAAUGGUCGUCGCGGUAAAGUCAUGACAGGGGCUAACAAACGGGCACUGAAAUCAUUAGCCGAUAUGAUUAAAGGUAAGGGCGGUCGUUUCCGUCAAAACCUCUUAGGAAAGCGGGUGGAUUAUUCUGGUCGUUCGGUGAUUGUGGUGGGGCCUUAUCUCAGAUUGCAUCAAUGCGGUUUACCUAAGUUGAUGGCGCUGGAGUUGUUUAAACCAUUUAUUUUUAAUAGGUUGGAGACAAUGGGGGUGGCGACCACCAUUAAAGCUGCGAAAAAAGAAGUAGAAAACCAAACCCCAGUGGUAUGGGACGUUUUGGAAGAAGUGAUUCGCGAACAUCCUAUUUUAUUGAAUCGUGCUCCAACACUUCACCGUUUAGGGAUUCAGGCAUUUGAACCGAUGUUAAUUGAAGGUAAAGCGAUUCAAUUGCAUCCACUAGUCUGCGCGGCAUUUAAUGCUGACUUUGACGGUGACCAAAUGGCGGUACAUGUCCCCCUUUCACUCGAAGCGCAGGUUGAGGCGCGUUCCUUGAUGAUGGCAUCUAAUAAUGUGUUGUUCCCUGCCAAUGGUUUACCAUUUUCGUUUAUUAAUAAAGCAUUAAAAAAGAAAGAAAUUUCUCGUCUGAUUAAUGCGUCUUUCCGUCGUUGUGGUUUGCGCGAUACGGUGGUUUUUGCUGAUCGUUUGAUGCAAAAUGGUUUCCGCUUGGCAACUCGUGGCGGUUUAUCGAUUUGUGUGGAUGACAUGUUGGUGCCUAAGGCCAAACCUGAGCUGAUUCAUGCUGCAGAAACCAAGGUCAAAGAGGUCGGUCGCCAAUAUAUGUCAGGGUUUGUGACCGCGCAAGAGCGUUAUAACAAUGUGGUCGAUAUUUGGGGCAGCACUAGUGACGCUGUAGGUAAGGCCAUGAUGGAGCAUCUUUCGCAUGAGGACGUGGUUGAUCGACAUGGGCAAACGGUUAAACAAGAAUCGUUUAACUCGAUCUAUAUGAUGGCCGAUUCAGGCGCGCGGGGUUCUGCUGCACAGAUUCGUCAGUUAGCCGGGAUGCGGGGGUUGAUGACCAAACCGGAUGGUUCGAUUAUUGAAACACCGAUUACUGCGAACUUCCGUGAAGGAAUCAGUGUGUUACAGUAUUUUAUUUCAACCCAUGGUGCGCGUAAAGGUUUGGCUGAUACCGCAUUAAAAACCGCUAACUCAGGUUACUUAACCCGUCGUUUAGUGGAUGUGACCCAAGAUCUCGUGGUUACGGAAGAAGAUUGUGGCACCGAACGGGGUGCGAUGAUGAAAGCGAUUGUUGAAGGCGGUGAAGUGAUUGAGCCUUUACGUGAACGCAUUUUAGGCCGAGUGGCAGCCGCUGAUGUUGUUAAUCCUGAUACGUUAGACGUGGUGAUUGCUUCUGGAACUUUAAUUGAUGAAGAUACCGUUGAUUUAAUUGAUCAAUUGGGUAUUGAUGAAGUCUUUAUCCGUACGCCACUCACGUGCGAAACGCGUUACGGUUUGUGCGGGAAAUGUUACGGUCGCGAUUUGGGACGGGGAACGUUAGUGAAUAUCGGUGAGGCUGUUGGUGUCAUUGCGGCGCAAUCGAUCGGUGAGCCAGGAACCCAGUUAACCAUGCGGACCUUCCAUAUUGGUGGCGCGGCUUCGCGGGCGGCGGUCACCUCUUCUGUUGAGGUGAAAUCUUCGGGAACGAUUGCUUUUGCAGGAGGAAUUCGCUACUUAACGAAUCCAAAAGGCGAUCAAAUUGUGAUUUCGCGUUCUGGUGAAGUUGCGGUGAUGGACGAUAACGGACGCGAACGUGAACGUCACAAAAUUCCUUAUGGCGCAACAUUAGUGUCGGGCAGCGAAGUGAAAAUUCCUGGUACCGAACACACCGUGACGAUUGCAUUCCAAGUCGGGUCCUUAAUUACCGUUAAAGAUGGUCAACAAGUGGCGAGCGGUGAAAUUUUGGCACGGAUUCCGAUUGAAUCACAAAAAACCCGUGACAUUACGGGUGGUUUACCACGGGUUGCUGAGUUGUUUGAGGCACGGGCACCAAAAGACUCUUCCAUCCUAGCUGAAGUGACGGGGACGGUAUCAUUUGGUAAAGAAACCAAAGGUAAGCAGCGUCUCGUGAUUGCUGAUUUGGAUGGACAAUCGCAUGAGUUCUUGAUUCCUAAAGAAAAACAAGUCCUUGUGCAUGAUGGUCAGGUGGUCAACAAAGGUGAGAUGAUUGUCGAUGGCCCACGUAAUCCGCACGAUAUUCUUCGCUUGCAAGGUAUUGAAGAGUUGGCGCGUUAUAUUGUGAACGAGGUGCAAGAGGUUUAUCGUUUGCAGGGUGUAAAAAUUAAUGAUAAACACUGUGAAGUGAUUGUGCGCCAAAUGCUUCGUCGGGUUUCGAUUACCGAUCCUGGUGAAACGAACUUUAUCACAGGUGAGCAAGUGGAACGUUCAGACAUGCUUAAUGAAAACGAUCGUGUAAUUGCCGAAGGUAAACGUCCAGCAUUGUAUGACAAUAUUUUGCUAGGGAUUACUAAAGCUUCGUUGUCAACAGACUCCUUCAUUUCAGCUGCCUCAUUCCAAGAGACUACUCGCGUCUUGACAGAAGCUGCAGUAAUGGGCAAAGUCGAUCAAUUGCGUGGCCUCAAAGAAAACGUCAUCGUUGGCCGAUUGAUUCCAGCAGGUACCGGUCUUGCGUUCCACACAGCUCGCAAGGCAAAAGACAAACUUGACCAAGAAAUGCAUCAACGUAUCGCAACUGAGGAAAUGAAUCAAGGGGAUACGCUGGUCGUGGAGGACGUAUUUGGUGAGCCAAGUGGAGAA